Messenger RNA from Plutella xylostella (diamondback moth), 3603 nucleotides. RefSeq names its product nicotinic acetylcholine receptor alpha2 (gene nAChRalpha2). Gene Ontology annotation, biological process: monoatomic ion transmembrane transport. The record is from RefSeq and is a predicted model, not a curated record. NCBI's taxonomy places the organism in Eukaryota, Metazoa, Arthropoda, Insecta, Lepidoptera, Plutellidae. Gene Ontology annotation, cellular component: postsynaptic membrane. Gene Ontology annotation, molecular function: acetylcholine-gated monoatomic cation-selective channel activity; transmembrane signaling receptor activity.
CAGCUUUCGGGGGCGUAGCUGUCAAAAAUCGACAGAAUAUUACAUUUCAAUUGUUUAUCGUCAGUAUAAUACGCAACACUUUAUCACAGAAACAUUAGAUGUGAUAAUUCAUAUACACGGACGUUCAUUAUUACGUUUUACGCCGUUUCGUAUAAGUCUAACCUAAAUUGUUGCAGUGUCUUGAAAUAUAAGUACGGAGUGAAACAUGUUGCAGAUACUGUUUGUAUACUUGGCGGGUCUCGGUAUCUGUGCCGGCAACCCUGAUGCUAAGAGACUUUAUGAUGAUCUUCUGAGUAAUUACAAUAGACUCAUUCGGCCAGUUGACAAAAAUAACAACACGGUUUUGGUUAAACUUGGGCUGAGGCUGUCGCAGCUGAUUGAUCUGAACCUGAAGGACCAGAUACUCACGACAAACGUCUGGCUUGAACAUGAAUGGGAGGACCACAAGUUCAAGUGGGACCCCCUGGAAUACGGCGGAGUGAAGGAACUCUACGUGCCCUCCGAACACAUCUGGCUGCCAGACAUCGUGCUCUACAAUAAUGCCGACGGCGAAUACGUGGUGACAACCAUGACGAAGGCGGUCCUGCAUCACACGGGCAAGGUGCUGUGGACUCCGCCCGCCAUCUUCAAGUCCUCGUGCGAGAUCGACGUCAGAUACUUCCCGUUCGACCAGCAGACUUGCUUCUUGAAGUUCGGCUCUUGGAGCUAUGAUGGUGAUCAAAUAGACCUCAAACACAUAAACCAGAAGAAAGGCGACAUGGUGGACGUGGGCAUCGACCUGCGCGAGUACUACCCGUCCGUGGAGUGGGACAUCCUGGGCGUGCCCGCCGAGCGCCACGAGCGCUACUACCCGUGCUGCCAGGAGCCUUAUCCAGAUAUCUUCUUCAACAUCACUCUCCGUCGUAAGACUUUGUUCUACACAGUCAACCUCAUCGUCCCUUGCGUUGGUAUCUCCUACCUCUCUGUCUUGGUCUUCUACCUCCCCGCGGAUUCCGGUGAAAAGAUCGCCUUAAGUAUAUCUAUCCUGCUCUCGCAAACUAUGUUCUUCUUGCUUAUUUCCGAGAUCAUUCCAUCCACCUCUCUCGCUCUACCUUUACUGGGGAAGUAUCUCUUAUUCACCAUGUUGCUGGUAGGACUAAGUGUUGUCAUCACCAUCAUUAUACUCAACGUCCACUAUCGAAAGCCGAGUACCCAUAAAAUGGCUCCGUGGGUGAGAAAGUUUUUCAUCACGAAACUCCCAAAGGUGUUACUAAUGAGAGUUCCCAAGGACUUGUUGCGAGACUUGGCAGCUCAUAAGAUUGCGGGGAGGAAUGCGAAGAAUAAAAACAAGUUUAAAGAUGCGCUGGCGGCGGUGGAUCAGACUAACUCGGCCGCUUCCAGUCCAGACUCUCUCCGUCAUCAGUUCCCUGGCAGUUGCAAUGGACUGCACACCACUACUGCUACUAACAGAUUCAGCGGACUAGUCGGGGCUCUGGGCAGCCUGAGUGCGGGCUACAACGGCUUGCCAUCCGUGAUGUCAGGCCUGGACGACUCUAUCAGCGACAUAGCGCCGAGGAAGAAGUACCCGUUUGAACUGGAGAAGGCGAUCCACAAUGUCAUGUUCAUCCAACACCACAUGCAACGGCAGGAUGAGUUCAAUGCGGAGGAUCAAGAUUGGGGUUUCGUGGCCAUGGUGCUGGAUCGCUUGUUCCUCUGGAUCUUCACCAUCGCCUCCAUCGUGGGAACCUUUGCCAUCCUCUGUGAAGCCCCAUCUUUAUACGACGACACCAAACCCAUCGACAUGAUCCUGUCUUCAGUUGCCCAGCAACAAUUCUUGCCAGUUGACAGCGGUGAUCCUUAAACUAUUGCUCUAAAGCAAGGGCAUUAAUUUCCAUUACUUAUAAGCGGUGGAGACUGGCAGUUAAAAUUGCAGAAGUGGAUUUGUACAAGUUAAAAAUACCUUUACGAUAAUCUUUCCGAAUUAUUGUGGCAGUUACAUAGGUGUUUACAUCUGUGCAAAAGUCGACUUCUGAAAUUUAUCCUGAGAGCAAAGCGCAAAUAUGGCAAAACCCCUCCAGUGAUUGAGGGGGCUAUAUCCUGAUAUGGACUAUUACGGUUUGUGGGUUUGCGUAUAUAGUAUAUUUUCUCGUCUGUCUUAAUUAAUUCAUAAUUAUCUUAAGUAGACCGUUAAUUUUUAAGUAAAUACAAUUAUCAUUUAUUUCGUAAAUAUUUCAGGUAGGUAGGUACCUGAAAUAUUUACGAAAUAAAGAUAAGAUAAAAAAUUAUCUUAGAAAAUUUUGCGAAAUCGCCAUUGGCUGUGAGAUUAUAAUUUUGUGGUUGUAACGAUGAAUCUUCACAAUCAAAGGUACGUAGCGCUAUUUGAAAAGUAUUCAUGUACAAAUUGUUCAAAAUGUAAGUAUCAUCAAAAAUGUUCUUCUACCAAUUGCUGUCAUGUUCAAACUCUGCGAACGAAAACAUUGGUAUAGGGAGUCGCCUUCCCAUAGAAGGCGGUGGUCACAAAUAUCGUAAUGCAUUUAAUGUUCUUCCUACCGUUUUCAGGAAUAACGAUGGACGAAUUGUGUAGUAGUUAGUGAUACUGACUGCUAUACCGAAGGUCCCGGGUUAAAACCCCAGCCGGGACAGAUAUUUGUUUAAUGAUAGAUAUUUGUUAAUGUGUGUAUCUACCUAUCUGUGUAGAUAAUAAUAUCAGCUGUCCGAUACCCAUAUUACAGGCUCUGCCUAGCUUGGGGUCGGAUGGUCGUAUGUGAGAUGUUCCCACAUAAUUAGUACCUAUAAUGAUUAUUGUAACUUUAAUGGCUUCUGAAUACGAAGCCAAAUGGCACCGCUAUGUUAAGUCUAUUGCUGUCUUGUCGUGCGGGCUAUUAUGUCGAUAAGUUAGUUUAUGUCGGUAGGUAUAUCUACAUAGUGUUUUGUAAUUAAGCUAUUGUUACUUAUUUUAGUGCCAACAUACCUUUUUCUAUUUUAGAAACUAGUUCGGUAAAAUUUCGGUACUAAAGUACUUCUCCAAAAACGAUAUUUGCCAAAGAAACAGUAAAAUGAUGUAACUACAUAUUCUACAUCAUUAACUUUAAUCAUAUGGAGAUGUUUAAAAAAUCUGAUAUUUAAUCUGUUUUUAUUGCUUUUUUACAAUUGAUGAACUUCAUGUGAAAGUUUUUAAUUAUUGGUCUAUUCUAAAAUAUUGUACUACCUACAUACAUUUAAUAAUGUUAUUAAUUAGCACUUUGAGCGAAAAGGGCACAUUUCACGAAAUGUAGUUAAGUAUAAUGAUAGAUAAACUUAAACAUACUUAAAAAUACUUAAGUACUUGCUUACCUAUGGUUUUUAUACGAUCACGAAAGCGAGAAAAUAAACAUAAACUAGCUCUGCACUCAUGCGAUAGCUUCUUUCUUUGAUUAACUGAACUCCGUGAAAAAUUUGAGAUAUGCCCCUUUCAUUCUGAAGGUGUUUGUAGUAAGCAAAUUAUGGCUGUGUUAGAUUAAUAUCUCCCAUGUUUGAAAUUUGUAUGAGUAUUUGAUAAAUUAAUGAUAAAAUGUAGCUUUGAAUGUAAUUAUGAAUUUGUCUUACAUUCAUGACAGUGUUUGAAAUAAAUUAACUGAAAUAUUG